AUGACCAAGGUCAUGCCUUUCGAUCAAUAUCAUGAUGAGAUCUCCAUGCUGUUCUCGGAUGGAGACACACACGAUGAGCUUUACCGUGACAGCUCAAAUCAGAUGGUGAAUGAUGAGAUCUAUGCCAGAUGGCUCGAAUUGUGCGAUCUCAUUGAUUCUGAUCAGUACAAAAAUAGCAUUUCCACUUCUGUGGUUAUCGACUUCCCUUUUAAGGACAUGUCGAACAAUGGAUUGAAGUUGGAAGAUGGAUUGUUGGAAAGAGCCUGGUUCUUCAAGUUCAACCGAUCCACCAUGAAAGAUUUGCGUUUUGUUCUGCAUGGACAUACAUUCAUGAAGUGGUCUACACGUCUCAAGACACCGCCCUCAAAACGAGCGGCGGAGCUGACAUCGGUAAACAUGCGUCUUGCUUUCUUUGACGAUUCUGCUGGACGGUGGCAACAAAUGAAGCAUGGCCAGACUAUACUUCCGACCAAACCAGAGCUGAAGAAUUCUUGGAAGUCAUAUUAUUUCAACCAAGGUCUGCUCAUCCAAGAAGACAUCCAAUGGAGGUGGUCGAUCCCAGCUCACAUUCCUCGGGCUGAUAUCAAGAACGAGUCAUCGAAGAAGAUGUAUGAGCGAGUAAGAAAGCUCCUCAUUCUGGCAGAAGAGAGCAUCCUGAAGCAUGUUCCCAUCAUAGAGACUGGAUCCGUGCUUCAAACAAACAAGAAGAUUCGAGGGAGUUUAGAGGAGGUUCAUGAGAUGGAGAUCUUUGCUCUUCCCGAUGUACGAAUCGAAACAGAUCCUUUGGGAGCUUCAUACUCGACAAACUUGGACUCUCAGCUGAAAAUUCAGAAUGAAGCAGCAAGAGCAUUCUGGAUGGAAUAUUUCUUCAAUGACAAGAGCGUGCCAUGGAAUACUUUUCUCCUGGCAUUGAAGGAAGAGUAUCCUCAUCAUUUUGAGAGACUUGAAGUCGCCGGAAUCAAUCAGCUCAGAUCAGAUCUUGAUCCGGAUAAUGCCUCCAUAGUGACAAUGUCUCAUUACAACAUCUUCACGAAGAAAGCUUCCAUGGAAGUCAAGUUAGAAAGAAUCGCGAGCGGUAAAGCACAUGAUGAGAAACAGAACCAAACAAAGCAAAUGAUAGCAGAGGGCAUCAAAUCGCUUGGGAGUGGUUUGCCAAAUGCCGCUGAAUCUAGCGUAUCAAUACUUUUUCUUGGAGCAAACAACUCUUACAACGCUGAGCUACAGAUUAAGCUUGAAGCCGAGAAAGUCCAGGAAUGCUUUACGAAGCUACAUGGGGCUGUAUCUUGGAAGGAGAAUCUCACUUUCUUCUAUGAUGUCUUUGCUGACGUUCAAUCUUUGAUCAACAAGGUACAGGCAAAUCGACCAACUAUUCUACACUUUGCUUGCCAUGGGAAUAUGCAAGGACUUGAACUCUUCGGGCAAACGGAAAGCCCAAAGAAUAUCACUGCACUUCUCAGCCACUUGAAUCCGACGCAUGAUACAACUUCUAGAAUCCGUGUCGUGGUCAUCAAUGCUUGCCAUUCUCACGAAUUCGCUGAAGCCGUAACAAAAGUGGUCGAUUUUGCCAUUGGGCAUAUCGGUCCUGUGGGGGACGAAACUGCAAUCAAGUUUUCGCAACUCUUCUAUGAACAACUUGGGAGAUGCGGUGAGUCAAGUCUGAGACAAGCUUUUUUCCUCGCCAGGCACUCGGUUCAAGAUAGCAACUACGUUCUGUUUGAACGAAGAGAUUCAUCGAAGUUCUUCUUGCAGAACCCUGUAACCGAGCGAGACAGGGUGAUCAUGGCAAGGAACAGCUCCAUGCAGCAUCAGCUGCGCGAGGCUCAGGAGCGUUACUUGGAGGGAAGGAGAUAUGAAGGAACAACAGGCCUGCCAGGCUCGCGCUGCAAGUGGUGUCACAAGUCCAGACACAGCCAUUAUCCACCUGAAUUCUUUUGCAUGGAGCAGCAGCAAACGAAUGACUGCUUCCAUGGAAACAAAUGUCUGGGAAUCACUCUGCCAAAUUGGUUCUUGAAUCAAAAUGGGUUCGUCAGGGGAUAUGUUUACUUAGUGGUGUUCACAAUGAUCAUUUCUCUGAUUUCUGUUGGGUUCGGGAUGGUGACCUCAAACGCCCUCGGUGGAACAAUCUUAAUCCUCAUACCAAUCAUUCUCUUGGGAAGCGCAUACUUUUACUCGUAUUCAAGUUCCCGACAACGCAAACAGACUUAUCCUGCAGGCUCGACGAGAGAGGCUUCUGAGUCUACUCUGGACAGCAUACCAAGCGGAAGCUUCUGUCCAAAGUGCAAGAGCGCGGCAAGCUUUGAUCAACACUUCUGCAUCUACUGCGGCUCUCGAAUCAUGUAA
Molecule: messenger RNA, 2340 nt
Organism: Guillardia theta CCMP2712
Lineage: Eukaryota; Cryptophyceae; Pyrenomonadales; Geminigeraceae
Exons: 2
Coding region: 1-2340 (779 amino acids)
Source: RefSeq, a predicted model, not a curated record